AUGACUUCCAAAGAAGAACCCAAGCCUUCCUCGGGGGAAGAACGGCGGCGGAGCCCCUUGGAUCACCUCCCACCGCCGGCCAACUCCAACAAGCCCCUCACCCCCUUCAGCAUCGAGGACAUCCUCAACAAGCCCUCGGUGCGGAGGAGUUACACCCUCUGCGGAACGGCCCACCUCCUCUCCGCCGCCGAGAAGCACCCCCCGGCCGGGCUGCCCCUCUCCGGCCGGGCGCUGCUCUCCCAAACCUCGCCCCUCUGCGCCCUGGAAGAACUGGCCAGCAAGACCUUCAAGGGGCUGGAAGUCAGCGUGCUGCAGGCGGCCGAAGGUAAGCCCCUCGCAGAGUGGGGGGAUCCUCCCGCGGCAGAAGUAGGGACGCGGUCACAGCGCCGAAUCGUGCCCUUUGGGGCUGACCCGGCCGCAGCCCUUCCCAGCCGGCUCGGAGGGCUGCUGCCGGGGCCGCCCUCCGGGCGGCGGGUAGGGCCCCCCCGGAACCCCUCCUGCCCGCCCCAGACCCCCCAGUUACCCUGUGCCCCUAAACCAGCCGGCCCUGUGGGCGGCAGGUCUGGCCCGGCCGCCGCCGGCCGCUCCGCGCCGGGGCCAGCGCUGCCCCGGAGAGGGGGAGAGCUGGGCCGAGACCCCCGGGACUUGCUGGCUGGGGGCACCCGGCCAGCACGACACAUUGGAGGCCAUAUCGCGGCCGUCCCCUCAUGUCGCGACAUGCGGAAAGGCUGUCGGGCAGAGCCGCGCGCCCCGGUCGCGUUGGCGGCCGCCCAGCCAGGGUCUUUCCAGCCGCGCUGA
Messenger RNA from Haliaeetus leucocephalus (bald eagle), 798 nucleotides. It is a transcript of the gene LBX1, whose product is annotated as ladybird homeobox 1. Lineage: Eukaryota; Metazoa; Chordata; Aves; Accipitriformes; Accipitridae. The transcript has 3 exons. Bases 1 to 798 code for a protein of 265 amino acids. The record is from RefSeq and is a predicted model, not a curated record.